Molecule: messenger RNA, 622 nt
Organism: Platichthys flesus (European flounder)
Lineage: Eukaryota; Metazoa; Chordata; Actinopteri; Pleuronectiformes; Pleuronectidae
Exons: 5
Coding region: 8-622 (204 amino acids)
Source: RefSeq, a predicted model, not a curated record
UAUACUGAUGUUUACAUUUCCAUUUUUAGGAAAACCUGUGCAAGAUUCAGCAGACAGCCGCACAAACUCGAAGAUUGGGUUGAACUGGAGUCUAGCGGAAUUAAACAGCUUUGUUUGUCACAGCUACCCUCACAUAAGCUUAAAUUUGGUUGGGUUUGAAUUGGCAAGAACAGGCAAAGGACGCAAAAUCCAGAUAUUGAAUGUUAGUUCUGUGAGGGAACUAAAAACAGCUGUUGGCAAAAGCAGACUUUACAUCGUGCCACGAGCCACUGUCUUGCAGGAAACCUCACCACCCUCAGCCAUGUCCCAGAAUUCAUUCCCACCACUUUCUGCAGCUCCAGCAGCAGAUGAGACCUCACAGGUGGCAUCCACAUCCUCUGCCAUAUCCAUGGUUUCAUUCCCACCACUCUCAAUUGCUCCAGUACAAGAUGAGACCGCCCCUUUGGCUGAGAGUACCCAAGCUCAAAGUGUGGUUGCAAAUCGGGCUCUUCAAGAAUGGCAAGCAAUACGUGCCCAGCAAGACCAGGAAUAUAAUGACAACUUGUUGGUGGAUCAGGAGAAGGAGAAGAAGAAACUAGCCUAUCAGGCCUGUGAGGAAAGGCGUCAAAAGGUUUGUUUGUAA